Etheostoma spectabile (orangethroat darter) is the source of this 1662-nucleotide messenger RNA. RefSeq names its product motilin receptor (gene mlnr). Gene Ontology annotation, molecular function: G protein-coupled peptide receptor activity. Gene Ontology annotation, biological process: G protein-coupled receptor signaling pathway. The coding region runs from base 44 to 1135 and encodes 363 amino acids. The transcript has 2 exons. The record is from RefSeq and is a predicted model, not a curated record. Lineage: Eukaryota; Metazoa; Chordata; Actinopteri; Perciformes; Percidae. Gene Ontology annotation, cellular component: plasma membrane.
UUGGUUUUACACCUUGCUCUGCCAGCACGUAGUGGAGGUGGGCAUGCCCUGGACCGGACCCCAGGUGGAGCUUCCUGCUGGCGGAGCAGAGGGCAUGGAACAGUCCAACAUAGACAACCACCCCUUUGAUGGCUCCCUGUUCCCCACCUCCACCCUCAUCCCCGUCACUGUCAUCUGCAUCCUCAUCCUCAUCAUCGGGGUGACUGGCAACACCAUGACAAUCCUCAUCAUCCUGCACUUCAAGGACAUGAAGACCACCACCAACCUGUACCUAUCCAGCAUGGCGGUGUCUGACCUGCUCAUCUUCCUGUGCCUGCCCUUUGACCUGUACCGCCUGUGGAAGUACGUGCCCUGGCUGUUUGGGGAGGUGGUGUGCCGCUUCUAUCACUACAUCUUUGAGGGCUGCACCUCGGCCACCAUCCUUCACAUCAUGGCGCUGAGCGUAGAGCGCUACCUGGCCAUCAGCUUCCCCCUCAGGAGCAAAGGGGUGCUGACCAGACGCCGGGUCCAGUAUAUCAUCCUCGCCCUGUGGGGUUUUGCCCUGGCGUCUGCAGCUCCAACCCUCUUCCUGGUUAGCGUGGAGUAUGACAAUGACACCAACCCGGACUACACUACCGGGCAGUGCAAGCACACCAGCUACGCUAUUAGCUCUGGGCAGCUGCACAUCAUGCUGUGGGUGUCCACCACCUACUUCUUCUGCCCGAUGCUCUGCCUCACCUUCCUCUACGGCUCCAUCGGGUAUAAGCUGUGGAGAAGCAAAAAUGACCUGCGAGGCCCCUGUACUGUGGUCCGGGAACGGUCCCACAGGCAAACUGUCAAGAUCCUGGUGGUGGUGGUGCUGGCCUUCAUCAUCUGCUGGCUGCCUUACCACAUUGGCAGGAACCUCUUUGCCCAGGUGGACGACUACGACACGGCCAUGCUGAGCCAGAACGUCAACGUGGCGUCCAUGGUGCUGUGCUACCUCAGCGCCUCCAUCAACCCCGUGGUCUACAACCUAAUGUCUCGAAAGUACAGGGCUGCAGCCAAACGCCUCUUCCUGCAGCAUCAGCCGCCCAGACCAGCCCAGGGCGGACGGAGACAGCUCUGCAUGAAGGACCACAUCUCCACCCUGAAUGAAAGCCUGACUGGGGUCUGAGGGCCCUCAGGGUUUUUACAGCCGUGUUUGACUUCACCCCCAGGGGAGAGUUUGCAGGCGUCUUUAAAGAUCAGGAGUUGGCGAUGAAGAGUAAACUUGAUGAAGAUGUGUAGAGGAGGAAUGCUUGUUCCGUUUUGUCUUUUAGUGGGGAAAGCAGGGCGGAGCGCUCCAGUGCACUUCAAUGGAAAACCAGAUUUACUACACCUCAGUGGUAUUUUAUUCACAGACUGGAUGAAUGAAGUUACAUUUAAUUUAUGUUUUCACUAAAAUAGGAAUUCUGUGGAUUUCAAGCAAAAAAGUUGCCAUUUUCAUGUUUCAGUGUUACACGUCAUGUAAAAUGAUUUGCGUGUACACUGUGUGCAGCUUCAUGUUGUUCCUUGCUGUGUGUCAGCGCUUACUGGACACAUGCACCAGUUCAGUUCCCAAUCAGUCCACAGCGCUGAUUAGUAAGGGAUCCCCCGUUGGUACAGGAAAGACAGACGAGCUUUAACCACAUUUAAAAUGACUGUUCAUUCAUUAUGUUUAGU